GUUGGCUCAAUUCAGACAUUAGUCUGGUCAGUGGUUACACCCUCAUCAUGUCCGGACGAGGCAAGCAGGGCGGCAAAGCUCGCGCCAAGGCCAAGACCCGCUCUUCUCGAGCUGGUCUGCAGUUCCCCGUGGGCCGAGUGCACCGCCUGCUCCGCAAGGGCAACUACUCCGAACGGGUGGGGGCCGGUGCUCCCGUUUACCUGGCGGCGGUGCUGGAGUACCUGACGGCCGAGAUCCUGGAGCUGGCGGGCAACGCGGCGCGCGACAACAAGAAGACGCGCAUCAUCCCGCGCCACCUGCAGCUGGCCAUCCGCAACGACGAGGAGCUCAACAAGCUGCUGGGCAAAGUGACCAUCGCGCAGGGUGGUGUGCUGCCCAACAUCCAGGCCGUGCUGCUGCCCAAGAAGACCGAGAGCCACCACAAGGCCAAGGGCAAGUAGAAGUCUGGCAUAGCGUGCAGCUUAUAUCUCCUGUCCAAACCAAAAGGCUCUUUUCAGAGCCAACCACUUUAUCACAAAAGUGAGCUGUGUCUUCAAGUGACAUUGUUCCAGGAUAGCAGCGAGAUGUUGAAUAUGAACUAAUACUAUAAAGAAAGUUUGACUAAGUCAUUUAAAAAGUAUAUUGUUUUAUUUUCCUAAGGCCCUGAAUUAGUUUGCCUUGUAAAGAACAAAACCUUUACUGAAUAAAUACAGCUUGAAUUUGAUAGACCCGCUAGGGCAAAAUUUGGAUAUCCUGGUGAUAACCUGUGUAGGAUUAAAUGUCCAUCUGGGACAAAAAUUGAGCACCCUAUGAUUUGGUCUUUGAAUCUAAGGACACCUCACCCUCCAAAAUGGGGAUGCUGUAGUAAUCCAGGCAGGUAAAUUCCUCGUUUCGGUAUCAGUUCAGGCAGAGAAUACAAUUCAUAAAGGACUGUUUACAUAAAUGGUAGUGAAGUAAAGGUGGUGUGGAAUUGAUUAGGAAGGUCGUGUGCCUUAACAACAAAUAUUACGAAAGGUGGACAUUGUAAAUCAGAUUCUUUACCUUACCACAUCAGGAUCAUAUAGUCCUGAUAUUGCCGAUUUUUGCUGUCCCCUUCCCCCACCAUCAUCACUCACAGCCUUCUCAGAUCACCAAGUCACCCCAGCUAGAGAGCCUUCAAUUCCUCUCCACCUAAGUGCACAUCAGCUAGUUUAGUUUUUCCUCAUGAAUAUAUCUUAAUGGAAAUGAAUUUCUAUGGCAUUUCUAGUCCAUUGGAAUAAACAUAUUUUCCAAGUCUUGAAAUAUUUGUAUUUCCUAUAUUUAAAUCUCAACUACAAUCACAUGCAAAUAAUAUUCCUUGGAAUAAAAGUGAUUGCAGCAAUCACAAAAAGGAGGUAAAUACUACCUUUCUUUCCUUUUCUUUUUAGUUUAUGAUUAUUUGAUGUUGCAGUACCCAAAUCCUGAUUUCUGUGAAUCUUAUUAUUCAGUUUUUCCCUCUUAAAAAGUCAUCUGCAUUAUUUGUGUAAGUUUUAAACAACUAUUUCUCUUAGAACUAGAAAUGUCAAGUAGAAUAAGUGAAAUAGCUCCAAAGGAGACCCCCUUGACUUCUUUCGUUUUUAAUAAUAUAAUAUUAUGUUGUUCUUAUUAUUGAUGUUGGUGAUGCAAUUACUAGCACUUGC
Molecule: messenger RNA, 1637 nt
Organism: Equus caballus (horse)
Lineage: Eukaryota; Metazoa; Chordata; Mammalia; Perissodactyla; Equidae
Source: RefSeq, a predicted model, not a curated record